Leguminivora glycinivorella is the source of this 1686-nucleotide messenger RNA. RefSeq names its product lipase 3-like. The record is from RefSeq and is a predicted model, not a curated record. Gene Ontology annotation, biological process: lipid metabolic process. Bases 1 to 1320 code for a protein of 439 amino acids. Gene Ontology annotation, molecular function: hydrolase activity, acting on ester bonds. The transcript is spliced from 5 exons. NCBI's taxonomy places the organism in Eukaryota, Metazoa, Arthropoda, Insecta, Lepidoptera, Tortricidae.
AUGAUUUUUAAAAUUGCGAGCAUGUGGAUAGGACUCCUACUAUGCGCGGGCGCUGUGCUUGUGGCCAACGCCUCGCCCCACGCCGCCGAUAUAGAACAACUCAUUGGAGAUAAGAAGUUCAUCGGUAGGAUCUCGGAUAACAUUUCCGAAGAUGCUAGAAUGGAUGUGCCUGACCUGGUCGCGAAGUACCGCUAUCCCCUGGAAGUUCACAAUGUCGUAACCAGGGACGGUUACAUCCUCACCAUGCAUCGCAUCCCUCACGGGCGCGACCAGAACAAUAACCCGAACGUCAAGAAACCCGUUAUCUUCCUGAUGCAUGGCCUGCUGUCUUCUUCUGCUGACUGGGUUUUGAUGGGACCUGGUUGUGCGUUUGGGUAUAUCCUGGCUGAAGCCGGUUAUGACGUCUGGAUGGGCAACGCCCGUGGCAAUUACUACUCCCGGCAGCACCUCCGUCUGCGCCCUGAUGCCCUGUUAAAUACCGACUUCUGGGAAUUCUCAUGGGAUGAAAUAGGAAAUAUCGACUUGCCCAUCAUGAUCGAUUAUACCUUAAAAACCACUGGCCAGGAGAGGCUUCACUAUAUCGGACAUUCCCAAGGAACUACUGCGUUCUUCGUUAUGGCUUCGCUCCGGCCAGAGUAUAAUCAGAAAAUUAUUUCCAUGCACGCUAUGGCCCCGGUAGCGUACUUGGCAAAUAGUGCAAGUUUGCUGCUAAGAGCUAUUGCUCAGUUCUCAAGCCCUCUUGAUAGCCUGGCUCGCCUUAUCGGUAUGGGUGAAUUCCUGCCUAACAAUGCGAUCAUGACUUGGGCCGGCCACGCGCUGUGCAUGGAUGAGGUCUCUAUCCAGCAGAUCUGCAGCAACAUCUUGUUCCUCGUUGGAGGCUGGAACGAGGCUCAACAUAAUAGGACAAUGCUUCCAGUCAAGCUCGGUCACACUCCCGCAGGUGCUUCCGUAAGGCAAUUCGUUCAUUACGGUCAAAGUAUAGCAGACAAGACAUUCAAGCGUUUCGACCACGGCAGAUUGAAGAACAGGAGAGUAUACGGAAGCUACAGGGCGCCUGCUUAUGACCUGUCCAAGAUCACAGUACCGGUGUUCCUCCACUACUCCGCUUCUGAUCCGUUGGCGCACGUCAACGAUGUCGAUAGGCUCUUUAGGGAACUCGGCAGACCUGUAGGAAAGUUUCGGAUCAGUGACCGCAGCUUUAGCCAUUUGGACUUCUUGUGGGGAGUCGAUGCGAAGCCACUCCUAUUUGAUCGAAUUAUAAACCUUGUCCAGGCUAUGGAUGUGAAUGGUUUCGAUGACGUUUCGGAUCUGAGGAUUUAGUAAAACAUUUACGACGUCUGGCAAUUGAUAAACUUGGCAUGGAAAUAAAUAAAUGAUUUUUAACGUAGGUAGUACCUAAUCCAUGACGGUGAUUUGUGAUACAUAUUUUGUUCAGAUAUUUAUUUAUCGAAAUCAAGUAGGUACCUAUUACUUGAUCGUGAUCAAUGGUAAGUGGGGAUAGAAAGGAUCUGAAAAUGGGUAUUACUUGAAUCAGUUAAUUACAGGACUGAUUCAUUAUCAUAAUAUUCCGAUCAUUAGUUACUUACAUUAUCCUCUUUAUAGAAUAAAUUAUCUAUGUAGGUAUGCUUAGCAGAAUCAUUGUUAUGUGCAAUAGUUACCUAUGUUAUUAAAGUUGACUUCAGUAUU